AUGGUCGUCCGUCUUCUUCAGGAGUUUACAAUAUUCGACCGGACGAUGCAGGACAUUGUCUACAAAUUAGUUCCAAAUCUACUUAAAAGUGAGGAAAGGAGAGAAAAGGAGUUUUAUGAAUCUUUUGGUAAAACGGAGCCAGAAGAAAAAACAGAUGAAUUACAAAAUGACAUCACCAAAGACGGGGACGAUGAUUACCACCGGAACGAUGAGCAAGUCAAGAUCGUCCUAGAAUGUUCCACCAACAAGCUGGGUCCACUCCGGAAAAAGUUCAUCCGUAUCUCUUCCCAGGCCACCAUCAAUCACAUCAAGAAAUUUGUUGCCAAGAAAUUACAAUUAGAUAAAUUUAAUGAGCUUGAUAUCCUAUGCAAUGAAGAGAUCUUAGGCAAAGACCACACGUUAAAGUUUGUCUGUGUUACAAGAUGGCGAGCAAGGAGAGAGCAUUGUCUCUUCGGUAUCGGAUGA
Messenger RNA from Lytechinus pictus (painted urchin), 465 nucleotides. RefSeq names its product polycomb group RING finger protein 3-like. Gene Ontology annotation, biological process: regulation of transcription by RNA polymerase II. Gene Ontology annotation, cellular component: PRC1 complex. The coding region runs from base 1 to 465 and encodes 154 amino acids. The record is from RefSeq and is a predicted model, not a curated record. The transcript is spliced from 6 exons. Lineage: Eukaryota; Metazoa; Echinodermata; Echinoidea; Temnopleuroida; Toxopneustidae.